CUCCAAUCCCAAACCCCACUAAAUCCAUCUACGCAUAUCUACUAGAUGCAUAUUAUAGAUGCAUAAUAUCUACUUCCAAGAACAUUGAAAGUUUGAAACUCGUCACAAAAUCUAUACAUAACUACCUUUUCCCUUUUCCCUCUCCUAUUUCCAUAUCUACAAAACUUAUUAAUUGGAUGCGACUAUAUCAUUAAACAAAAGCCAUGGCCACAAACCCACAACGCUCAGUGUCAGCGAUGGGCACGCGGGAGCAGCAAGGGAAGACGUAUUUUGAACAGCAACGGGAGGCGCUGAUUGGCGAGAUCGCUAUGAGCUUUGAGCACGUCCUCGCCAACAUCAACAAGCUGAACCGGUCGCUCGAGGCCGUGGUAGCUGUCGGAAACGAGUUCUCAUCCGUCGAGGCUCUGUGGUCGCAGUUCGAGGGGGUCAUGGCUAAGGAUACCGCCGAGGAUGUUAAGAACGCUUCGUCGGAAGGAGAGAGCCAGCACCAAAACCAGAAUAGUCAGCAUGAGACGGGUGAGCCAUCGGCGAGCACGGAUAAGCAUUGACAAGGGAUUGGUGUUUCGGGAUAGGAGAAAGGGGAUUGGGGGAUAGGAAUGCGCAAUGGAUCAUUACGAUACCCGCUUUGACUAUGUAAAUCGAGUCACAGCAUACAUUUACAGCACAUAAAAGCACUAUAACUGUAGUUACUGUACACUACAUUGGUGAAAUAUGUGUAGGGCACUGUAGGCUGGCACUUAGUACUGUGUAGAGGCAUAGACUCGGUAUGCCAAUAUACUGUACUUCGCUAGAUGCAUCGGAACUAUUCACGGGCCGCAAACUAACCAAGCUUCCCGAAAUUUCAAUUGCAAGUUAGAAUUGAAAGU
Hypoxylon fragiforme is the source of this 866-nucleotide messenger RNA. RefSeq names its product DASH complex subunit Dad1-domain-containing protein. Lineage: Eukaryota; Fungi; Ascomycota; Sordariomycetes; Xylariales; Hypoxylaceae. Gene Ontology annotation, cellular component: spindle microtubule; mitotic spindle; mitotic spindle pole body. Bases 204 to 548 code for a protein of 114 amino acids. The record is from RefSeq and is a predicted model, not a curated record. The transcript has 2 exons.